AUGGAUCUGCACGUGAAGCUAUACUAUCUCCGCGACUCGCCGUUGCUCAGGACUCAGAAGCCUUAUAUGGUUGGCCCAGGCUUCUUGAAAACUAUCCCGACGUGCAAUUACCGCCUCGCGCCUGGGCCAGAGCAAUUGAUCGAAGACGUGCGUGGUUCUACGGAGGAGUUUACUUUGGCGAAGCAGGGCUUCACCUUCCGAUCCUGGUCUCCAUCCGAGAUUGACUGGACCGAUGAGAACCAGAUCGUGAACACCUAUCUUUCAGAAGCACAGGAAUUGGUCCGGCAAGAGCUGAAUCUAGGGGAGGAUUUCGUCCGGUCCGAAGUGUUUGACUGGCGGAUUCGAAACACCGACUCUCCCGAACGUAUCAAAAAUAUCGAAGGUGGCCGGAUGACUAAAAUCAGGCCCGCCGAUGUGGUACAUAUAGAUCAAAGCUCGGCAGGGGCUUUCGACCGUCUUAACCACUUAUUGCCCAAGGAGGAAGUUGACGAGCUGACGGCAAGAUAUCGAGUGCAGAUCUUCAACGUCUGGCGUCCUGUCAAAGGGGUGGUCGAACAGUGGCCCCUGACUAUCUGUGAUGCGCGAACUGCAACAAUGGAUGAUCUCGAUGAGAUGGAGUACAUCACUGAGGAGUUCGUCCGAAGCAGCUACCUGGCCAAGUUCAAUGAGCGACACCGCUUCUACUAUAUGAGUAAAAUGACCAACCAGGAUGUCUGUAUUUUCAAAAUUUUUGAUUCGGCAUAUCAUACUGCUGGUGAAACUGUGGGAUGUCCGCAUACCGCAUUCAAAAUUGAGUCCGUCACCUCAUCCUCGCCUCGGGAGAGUAUUGAGGCGAGAGUGUUUGUAUUUUCAAAGUACUGA
Molecule: messenger RNA, 861 nt
Organism: Penicillium soppii
Lineage: Eukaryota; Fungi; Ascomycota; Eurotiomycetes; Eurotiales; Aspergillaceae
Exons: 5
Coding region: 1-861 (286 amino acids)
Molecular function (GO): oxidoreductase activity
Source: RefSeq, a predicted model, not a curated record